UGCUUUCUCAGUGUGACCGUCGCACAUAUUAUAGGACCAGACCAUUCUACCACACUCCACGGACCCAACUUCAAGGCUCAAGGCGGCUCACCAGCGAACUCUCACUAGUCACUUCACUGCGUUGCGAUUUUUUCGUAGUCCGAAUAUCACUAAGGUGAAACACAAUGUCGGUGAUGGUAGUCACAAGUUUAGGCGAGUUAGUCAUUGACUUGUUUGCGGAUCGCUGUCCUUUAACUUGCAAGAACUUUCUCAAGCUUUGCAAGAUGAAAUACUACAAUGGCUGUUUGUUUCACAACGUGCAGAAGGAUUUUACUGCUCAAACGGGUGAUCCAACUGGAACAGGGAGUGGUGGUGACUCUAUCUAUAGGUUUUUAUAUGGUGAUCAAGCUCGCUUCUUCAAUGAUGAGAUUUACCCUGAUGUAAAACACUCAAAGAUGGGUACUGUUGCCAUGGCUAGUGCUGGGGAGAACCUGAAUGCAUCCCAGUUUUAUAUUACAUUACGGGAUGAUCUUGACUACCUUGAUGAGAAGCAUACGGUUUUUGGGGAGGUUGCAGAAGGUCAUGAGACACUUGCGAGAAUAAAUGAAGCUUAUGUGGAUGAAAAGGGGAGACCAUAUAAGAAUAUCAGAGUAAAGCACACUUAUGUACUUGAUGAUCCUUUUGAAGACCCUCCUCAGCUGAGUGAAUUAAUACCUGAUGCCUCCCCUGAAGGCAAACCAAAAGAGGAGGUAGAUGAUGAUGUGAGACUUGAAGAUGAUUGGGAACCUAUGGAUGAACAAAUAGCUCCGGAAGAGCUUGAGGAAGCUAUUCGUACGAAAGAAGCACACUCCAGAGCUGUUGUUCUUGAAAGCAUUGGUGAUAUCCCAGAUGCUGAUGUAAAGCCUCCUGAGAAUGUUUUGUUUGUAUGUAAACUUAAUCCGGUCACAGAGGACGAGGACUUGCAUACAAUAUUUUCACGCUUUGGGACUGUUACAUCAGCUGAGGUUAUUCGUGAUUUCAAGACUGGAGACAGCCUGUGUUAUGCUUUCAUUGAGUUUGAGAAUCAAGAAGCUUGCCAACGAGCUUAUUUUAAGAUGGACAAUGCUUUAAUAGACGACAGGAGGAUACAUGUUGAUUUUAGUCAAAGCGUUUCAAAGUUGUGGAAUCAAUUCAGACGAAAGGGGAACCAAGGAAGAGGCUGUUUCAAAUGUGGUGCAUUAGAUCAUAUUGCAAAAGAUUGCUCUGCGGAUUCAUCAUUUAUCCCUGGUCAGCAUCAGAAGUAUGUCCUGAAAGAUGAUAAUCAGCAGCAUGGUGGAGACAAAGAUGCAGGCUAUGACAUGGUAUUUGAUGAAGAUGGUGAAAGCCCACAGCGAAAAAAGAGGCAGCGAGAUUCUGAGCAAGGUGAUAGGAAAAAUCACAAAUCUGAUAGGAGUGGUUUUGAUGAUGGUAAACAUAGAAGUUAUGAGAACAUAGACUCGAGGGACAGGGAGAAGCAAAGACAAAAAAUUGAUGAACAUAAUGGAUAUGGUGCCAGGAGGGAUGACAAAGAGAAAGUGAAUAGUCAUGGCAGGGAUGAAAGGAAUAAGAGAGAGAGUAGGUAUAGUGGUAGGAGUGACCAGGAUCACCGAGAGAGAAGAAAUGAUGAGGAAUACAAGAAGAAGACUGACGAGAUUGAUAGACCGGACAAGAAAGACAGGUCAAGUAGGAAGAGGGAUGCAGACACUGAUGGUUUUGAUGAUGGUAAGCGUAGAAGUUCUGAGAACAUAGACUCGAGGGAGAAGCAAAGACAAAAAAUUGUCGAACAUAAUGGACAUGGUGCCAGGAGGGAUGACAAAGAAAGAGCGAAUAAUCAUGGCAGGGAUGAAAGGAAUAAGAGAGAGAGUAGGUAUAGUGGCAGGAGCGAUGAGGAUCACAGAGAGAGGAGAAAAGAAAAGACUGAUGAGAUUGAUAGACUGGACAAGAGAGAUGGGUCAGGUAGGAAGAGGGAUGCAGAAACUGAUGGCGACAGAAGUAGAUGGGAUGAGAGAAGCAGUAGAUCUAAGAUUUAUGAUGAUCGCCAUGAUCAGAACAUACGUACUGGAAAAGAUGAAGCAAGCCACAGGCGGAGAGAUUCUGAUGCUGAUAUUCCAAGAAGCCGAAGGGAAGAGCAAGCUCAUGGAAGAAGCUCAAAAGAUACUCACCGUGCGAGUGAUGAGACACGACGAGCUAAUAGGAGGUGAACUUGGUCGAUUGAUUACAUAGGUUAUAUGUACUUCUGAUCUAUUAGGAUAUUGUUUUUCUUCGUCCUUCCCCCCCUGGAUUCUAUGUGAAUACCUAUCCAAGAGAAGAAGACAUUGUUGAGUGUACCUUUUGCUGGAAUUCUCAAUUUCCAAGGAAGAGCAUAAGUUGCUGAUAAAAACUCCUUUGCUAUGAAAUUGGCCAUGCAUGUGUAAUGGUGAAUGUGAAAAUGAAGCUAUAGUACCAUUGUCUACAGAAGUAGCCACAGUUUACAUUAUAAGAGCACUAAAUAUUCAGUAUUUGUUUCUUUUUA
Molecule: messenger RNA, 2509 nt
Organism: Beta vulgaris subsp. vulgaris (sugar beet)
Lineage: Eukaryota; Viridiplantae; Streptophyta; Magnoliopsida; Caryophyllales; Amaranthaceae
Product: peptidyl-prolyl cis-trans isomerase CYP59
Exons: 15
Coding region: 165-2198 (677 amino acids)
Biological process (GO): protein peptidyl-prolyl isomerization
Cellular component (GO): nucleus
Molecular function (GO): RNA binding; zinc ion binding; peptidyl-prolyl cis-trans isomerase activity
Source: RefSeq, a predicted model, not a curated record